Molecule: messenger RNA, 1926 nt
Organism: Gordionus sp. m RMFG-2023
Lineage: Eukaryota; Metazoa; Nematomorpha; Gordioida; Chordodea; Parachordodidae
Exons: 17
Coding region: 75-1718 (547 amino acids)
Cellular component (GO): nucleus; ribonucleoprotein complex; cytoplasm
Molecular function (GO): mRNA binding
Source: RefSeq, a predicted model, not a curated record
AUUUUCUUUAAAUAUUUCACACACGUUAAGUUUUUAUAUUAUAAACAUCUUCCAUAUUGUUUCCAAAAUCUAAAAUGUCUGAAGAAAAUCAAAAUAUUAUGGAUUGGGAGAAAUUAACAGUACCAGAUUUAAAAUCAGCAUUGGUAUCGAGGGGAAUGCCAACAUCAGGACGUAAAUCUGAACUUAUAUGUAGAUUAAAAUCUACGGAGAAUAAGGAAAUAGAUAGUUCACAAAGUUUAACCGACAUGCAUGUACUUAGAGAAGAAACAAGCGAAACUAUAUGUGAAACUUCAAUAACCUUUGAAAGUAAUGGUAUACAUACUCCUGAAAAUAUAAUAAUGAAUGAUGAAUCAAUGGCUGUAAAUAUAUCCGAAAAUGAAAAUAUGCAAUUCCUUCAAAAUGGUAAAAUGGAAGAUAUAAAUAACAUAAUUGACUUAAAUGAGGACAUAUUGUUGGAAAAUGAUCUUGAGGAAAUAGUUGAAGAUAUAAAAGAUGGAUUCAAUGAAAACGAGAUUAAACUGGAAGAUAAUAUAGUUGAAAAUAGUGAGGACAUUAAUAUAACUGAAAAUUCAGUAGAUAUUAAAGGCGAUGAAAACAAUCAAGAAGAUCAUGAUGCACAAGAAGAAAAAAGUUUAAAUGAAGAUAAAAAAAGAGAUUCUAAAGAAAAAAAGUCCAAAGAUCGUAUGGAUAUUCACACUUAUCGAAAAGAUGUUAAGAGAAGAACUGUAAAUAUUAGGAAUUUAUGUGAUGAUCUGAAUGAUGAUAUCAGGGAGUUUCUUGCCAAAUCUGAACAAUACACUCUGAGAUUCACUCGUGAUCAUUCACCAUCAACCAAAAAAACAGGCUAUGCUGACAUUAAAUUUGCCACUGUGGAAGAUGCGAAAGAAGCAAUAGGUAAAUUGCAAGGUGUUGUAAUCAAUGAAAAAGAGGUUGAUGUUCGACAUUCUCUCGAUGAGUUAGAUGAAAAACCAACGGAGCCAGAUCCUAAAGACCUUAAAACGAUUUAUAUUGGAAAUCUUCCCACUUCUGCUACGAAAGAAAUGUUGACUGUCAUUUUUGUUGAAGCUAAAGAAAUUGAUAUGCCUUUAGAUAAUACAGGAAAACCCAAGGGUCAUGCCUAUCUUGAAUUUGAGAAUGAGGAGGAAGCUAAAAAAGCUUUGGAAACAUAUGCUGGUGUUAGUAUUGAUGAUGGUGAAGCCACCAGACAAUUGAAAUUACUACCUGCAGCAGAAAGCAGAAAAGAAAAGAAUAAGUCACGCUCAAGAUCUAAGGACAAGAGGUCUCAUGGUAAAAAUGAUUCAUCCAAAAAAAGUAGGAACAGAAAUUAUGACGAUAGGCCCAAAAAACAUUUCAAACGUGAUUAUGAUCAUGACAAAUAUGAUAGACGGAAUAAUCGAGAUUUUAACCGAAAUCCAUACAAUAAUUAUAGAAAAGACUGGAAUUCGGGGCCUAACAAUUCAAUGAACCAAUCUCUAAUUAAUCGUGUCAAUCCUCAAGCUGCUAUGAAUUUGUUGGUUGGUGUUAGUCAGCUAUUAAGCCAGCAGCAACAAACACAGCAAAAUUUACUUUCAGGCUUUAACCCUGGAACUCCAAAUAGAGGCUAUAAUUCAACUAUCGGAGGAGAUUCAGGUAGUCUGAAGAGAAGGUAUGAAGAUAGACCUUCCUACUAUGAUAGAAGAGUAAAUAGAAGAGGAGGUGAUGGGGGAAGAAGAUACUAAAAAAUUAUUUUGCUAAUAAAUAUUGUAUUUUUUAAUAGUUAUUGGUAUAAAUCUUAGAAUAAUUUUUCUUAGCUAUUUUAUGUACAUUACACUUGUUAUUACAUUAUAUUUUAUAUCUUUGAUUAUUUAUAAUAUCCAAUCUAUUGAAGGGUAUUUUUAUUUGUACAUAUUACUUAUAUAAAUAUAAUAAAUGUAUUUUAUAAUUCUA